Messenger RNA from Rhea pennata, 2892 nucleotides. RefSeq names its product p53 apoptosis effector related to PMP22 (gene PERP). The transcript is spliced from 3 exons. NCBI's taxonomy places the organism in Eukaryota, Metazoa, Chordata, Aves, Rheiformes, Rheidae. Gene Ontology annotation, cellular component: cell-cell junction; membrane. The record is from RefSeq and is a predicted model, not a curated record. Gene Ontology annotation, biological process: cell-cell adhesion. The coding region runs from base 82 to 672 and encodes 196 amino acids.
CCUCCCCACCCCGCCGGCUCAGAAAAAGCUCGGCCUCGCUGGUGCAUCCGCUGCGGGAGCCCUCCCGGGCAGCCGUGCAGGAUGGUGGCGUGCAGCCUGGCCUGCUGGCGCUGCAGGUGGCUCCUGCCCCUGCUGCUGGGCCUGGCCAUCAUCAUGGGCAUCAUCGCGCUGGCCGGUCGGGGCUGGCUGGAGUCGGAGUCGGAGCCCUACGUGCAACAAGCGUCGCUGUGGGAGAGCUGCACGCGGGGCGAGCAGGACCUCAACUGGAACUGCGAGUCCCUCAUGGACUACGGAUGGGGGAGAGCAGCAGCUGCCACAUACCUUGUUGGCUUUGUGAUCCUGGUCAUCUGCUUCGCCUUGGCAGUCAUAGCGUUCUCAGUGGAAAUACUCCGUUUCAACUUUGUGCGAGGAAUCGGAGGCUUGCUGUUUGUUGUCGCUGCAUUCCAAAUCAUAGGUUUGGUCAUCUACCCAGUGAAAUUCACAGAAGAAAUUCCUUUGACCGGAGCUAAUAUGUUCAGCUGGGCCUAUGGUUUUGGUUGGGCCAGCACUGUUGUUGUAAUCGGCUGUGCUUUCUUCUUCUGCUGCCUCCCCAAUUGGGAAGAUGAAGUCCUGGGAAAUAUCAAGCCCACCUACUACUACUCCUCCCCAGAGAAAACAUCAUACUUAAGAUGAAAGAAUUAAUUCAAGUACAUUGAACCAUCAAAGCAACAAAAGAGCUCCUCUGCUGUAAAUUUUGGUGUAGUUAUGAGAGACUUCUUGCUCCAAUUACUUCUUACUAGUACUGGUAAUGAAUUAGUUAAAAUAUUGGCAUCUUUAAGUAAAUAGCUUUUACCUAAAGUAUUAUUUACGUAUUAUCAUGUCAGUUCUGUUUGAGUGGGUUACUGGCUCCUUCCCCUCCUAACUAAUCGAGUCAUCCUUAAUUUAUUCAAACGUUCUCUUACAAAUAAAAAUGUAGUGUUUUGAGCACAGAAAGAAAGAGGAGAAAUUUUAAACAACUCAUUUAGGGGACCUACAUGUUAUUUUGUUUUAUUAUUCCACCUCUGACAAAAUUGUGUGAAACAGAAACAGAAGAAAUACCCUUCCAAAGAAUGCUUUUUCUUCCAUCAAAGUCAGUCCUAAGAAAGGAACUUCACUUGAGUGUAUUAUAGACACAUGGUGCCUAAGAAUGUCUUCUUAUUCCUGUUACUGGACUAUUGUUGACUAUCAACCAUUUGAACUAAGGGAAAUUAAAAUUAAAAUCUAUUUUUCCACCAAUUGUUGCUGUUGGAUGGAGCUCUCUGAAGCAUGGAGCUUAUAUGUAUAUAAUGAUGGCUAGUGUAAUACUGGUGUUUCUGUGGAGGCUGCAGGACUUGUGAUGGAGCCACAUAUAAUUUUAUAUAUGCUGUCCCAAAAAGAACCAGUAAGUCCUCAGAUGUUAAACUACAUGCAUUUUUUUUUUCAGUAUUCAAGAGAAGUUGGUUUAGAAAAUAUCUUAGAGUACAAACAUAUGCUGUUCUUUAUGCCCUUUACUCUCUUAAAACAGCCAUGUCUUAAUUAUCAGCCAUUUGGAGGGAAAUUUUAGCCUAAGGUGUCGAAAACCUCCAAAAGCUUCUAAAGCACACUCUAGCUGCUCCAGAGUUUAGUAAACUUAGGGGGCUUUUUUGAGUUACUAGGGAUAACAGGUAAAAACAGAAAAGCAAAAACAGUCCUGUGAGCAAUAUACAUGCGCAAACUUCGUAUAGACACGUAUCUCAAGGGUGGUUCUGGACCCUGUGAUUCAAAACAAGUAAUCCAGUGAGACAGCUUUGUCUUUAUUGGUCAUAGAGCUCCUGCAGCUUACAGCAGAUUUAAUUAUGAUCUAUAAUCUUUGUCAGAACUUUGGGUGGGGAAGAAGAAGGAAGAGUCUUGUCUGGGAAGCUCUUCCUCCAGCUGUGGGAGAAGUAGCUUCGGUAGAGAGAGGUUUCUAAAUGGGAUAUAGGCAUGGCGGGAAGUGAAUGCUGUCUGUUAUGCUGUGUAACAAGCAACUGGGAACUUAUUUCCUAUUAUCAUAAACCCAAUGCUUAGGAGAGAGAAAAUGUGUGAGUAUAUAUAUUUAUGCACAUGUGCAAAAUAAAGCUCAAUGAAACAUUAACCAGCAUACUGUAAAACUAAAGUACUUCAGAACUAAGCUUUUUCAAUGCCCGAUAUGUCUUGUAUUAUAUGUUGUAUGUGUUUCUGUUUUGUAACAACUUUUUUAAAUUGGUAAUGCUGUAUAUUGUAUGUGAUCCUGUUUUGGAAAGGUGAUAUGACUUCUCAAGGUACCUUCCAGGCCUGAAUUUUAUAACUUUUCAGAGUGUAAAAAUCUGCAUACUUCAGAGCUGUGUUACAAGCUCAAUGAUGGCAUAUACAAUCAACUGUAUUUAUGAUUCUUGCUGAAUAACAGAAGAAUCCUGUGACAGAUAUGUCUUUUUUUUUUUUCCUGUACAGUACUGGCUUGCUAGGUAUACUGUAUAGACUUACUAUAUUAUGAGUAACAAUAGUACUUAAAUUUCUAAUGAAUUCAAAAUGCAGAAGAGAAUUCCAAUUCUGGAAAAUCCUUGCACAACUAAAACUGAGAGGGAUAGAAGGCAAAAGAAAAUGGGCAUCCUUCCCAGUAAGAAGACGAAUGGUACAGUAAUAAUAUUUAGUAUAAAUUAAGUUUUUUGUAUGUUUUUUAUAAGCAUUGUCAUAGCUUGUCAAAAAGCAUAAAUGUAAAAUAAACUUGGUUCUGAAUAUACUGGAAGGGUAGAAGCAUAACCAAUUACGCAGUUAAGAUAUCUGGGAAAAAGCUAUUGCAAAUAGUCAUUAAUUACUCUCAAGUGAUGCUCAUGUCUGUGACACUCCUUUCAAACAUGGGGACUUAAUUAAAGCUGUUUUAAUUGAUGGUUGUAGAAA